GGAGAGAAUCGGCCGUUUUCGCCUCGACAGAAUGUAAACACAGGCAGGCGGUUCUCAUGUAAACAGACACAUCACAGAACUUUCAUUACAGUCGUUAAAACAUGAGUAAUAUAUACAUACAAGAACCUUCGACUGAAGGAAAGGUUCUGAUGGUGACGAGUGCUGGGGACUUUGACAUCGAACUGUGGUCCCGUGAAGCCCCAAAGGCAUGCAGGAACUUUGUCCAGCUGUGCAUGGAAAGCUACUACAAUGGCACCAUCUUCCACCGUGUUAUUCCAGGCUUCAUCGUUCAGGGAGGAGAUCCAACAGGCACAGGAGAAGGCGGGGAAUCCAUUUAUGGAAAGCCCUUUAGGGAUGAAUUCCACUCUCGACUUCGUUUUGUUCGCCGUGGCCUUGUGGCCAUGGCUAAUGCCGGCCCUCAUGAUAACGGCUCACAGUUCUUCUUUACUCUGGGCCAAUGUCCAGAGCUGCAGAACAAGCACACAAUCUUUGGCAAGGUGACAGGGAACACCCUCUACAACUUGCCUAGAUUUGAGGAAGGAAUCAUCGGAAAAGAUGACAGACCAGAAUAUCCACACAAGGUGAUCAAAACUGAAGUGCUGAACAAUCCGUUCCCAGAUAUUGUACCACGUAUAAAAAGUAAAUCAAUAAAACUGGCAUUCCCCAAAGGUCUCAUGCCCUCAUCCCUUCCCUUUAGAAAUUUCAAGCUGCUCUCCUUUGGCGAUGAAGCAGAAGAGGAGGAGGAAGAGGUCCUAGCAGCAACUAAAAACUUCACCACCAAAGGCAACUCAGCCCAUGACAUCGCCAUGGAUCCUACGCUCUCUGCCAGCACGGGAACCAGCAAAGGCAGUGCUAAUAGCGAAAUGUUGGACAAAAUAAAGAAGAAGCUACGUAAAGAAGAGCCGCAAGAUGUUAUAAAGAAUGAAGUUCUAGAGCCGCAGAAAGUGAAGGAGGAGAGCAUCCCGGAGCCGGAAGACAAGUUCAGAGAGGAAGAGGAAACUAUUAGUCAAGAGAAGGCCAGGAAGAGGGCUGAGAUGCAAGCAGAGAUAAAAAAACUUAAGCAGGAAAUCACAGGAAAAGUUCCUAAAGAAAGAAAAGAAAGUAAUAAGGAGGAAGAGGAGGAAAAAGAGAGCGAUACUCUGAGAGAAUUUAAGAUGGAAAAGGCUAAGUAUGAAGAAGAGAAGAAGAAGCUCCCACGCAAGGGCGCCUCACGAGAGAAACAGACCUUGGCUCUCUUGGAAAGGUUCUCAGCCAAGGUGCAAAAGGCUUUUAAUGAAGCUGAAAGUGAUGAGGAAACUCCUGCAGUUGAUGAAGGAGAUGAUAACGAUGACACGUGGUUGCGCCACAAAUUCCACUUCAACGACACCAACCCUGUUUUAGCUAAAGAUGCAAGCACCAAGAGCGAUAGCUGGUAUGACAUGGAUGAUCCAAGAAAUCCUAUAAACAAGAGAAGAAGAGAUGAGACCAACAAAGCACAGAAGAAGACCAGAAAAUGAGGUUCCAGUAUUGGUGAUGAAAUGGUUUUAAUUGACUGAGUCGCAGAGGAUGGAAUGAUAUGUUGUAAUUAAUUACUGUUAAUUUUCAUUGUUCUGAAGUCAGCAGUUUGAAGCUAGGCUGUGUGUGGUGUGGAUGUAUUUCAAAGGGUGUUUGUGCAAUGAAUGUUGUAUAGAAAUAAAGCUUAAUUGCUGUUAUUAUGGAAUGGUAGGUAAUGUACUGAC
Penaeus monodon (black tiger shrimp) is the source of this 1718-nucleotide messenger RNA. Its product is annotated as spliceosome-associated protein CWC27 homolog. Gene Ontology annotation, cellular component: catalytic step 2 spliceosome. Gene Ontology annotation, biological process: protein peptidyl-prolyl isomerization; protein folding. The transcript has 9 exons. The coding region runs from base 102 to 1496 and encodes 464 amino acids. The record is from RefSeq and is a predicted model, not a curated record. NCBI's taxonomy places the organism in Eukaryota, Metazoa, Arthropoda, Malacostraca, Decapoda, Penaeidae. Gene Ontology annotation, molecular function: peptidyl-prolyl cis-trans isomerase activity.